CUGUCAUUUUUCAAUGAUCUAGUUCUCAUCCUUAUAAAGCCAGGAUCUGUUCAAUAGGAAGUAAAAGUAUUUGGUAUUUUCCAGGUUCCAAAAUGGCCACUAUGCAUUUAGACUUUCAUGACGUCAGGCUGUAAAACGGACUAACCACCCUAUACGGAGUAAGCGUUCCGGGGCUGGUUGGCAGCUUGAUGAGGUGGACCAGGAAGUGAGGACCGAAAAGCAGGGGCUUUUGGCUGGGGAGUAUUUCCCAUUAACACCAACAUGACUAACGUUUACUCUUUGGACGGGCUCCUGGUUUUUGCUCUGCUUUUUGUCUGUACGUGUGCUUACUUCAAGAAGGUGCCUCGUCUGCGUAGCUGGCUGUUGUCUGAAAAGAAGGGUGUUUGGGGAGUCUUUUAUAAAGCUGCAGUUAUUGGCUCCCGUCUACAUUUGGCUGUUUCUGUCUCGUGUAUUACAAUGGCCUUUUACGUUUUGUUCAUAAAGUGACCUCUGUGAUAUCGUCAAGUCACACCUCACUUCCAGCACCUCCCAAAAAAAAUUGGGGACCAGAAACCGAACCAAGCCAGGAAAUUAAAAAAAUAAAAAUAAACUGCUGCAAGAAAAUCAUCCUCUGCUGGAUAUGGAUUAAUAUUACUUCAUCAAAAUGAUGGUGUUUAUAAAGACUAUAAUACCAUAUCCCCUUAGGGAGUAAACUUUUCCUAUCUUGCUCUAUAAUAUAAAGCCUCUUUUCAAUUGUAACUGAAAGCUGAAUUUGAAAAAGAUGUUAAAGUUAAAGGACUUUAAAACUGUUUUCCAUAGUUGCUGCUGUAUGUAUGAUAGUUAUGACAGUUGAGGGAAUAAACCAAUAUAACGUACUAUGUGGCCAUGAUACAAACAAAUGUAUCAUUAAUGUAUUUAAUAGACUAAAGCAGGGUGUCCAGCCUGUUUUUUUGGAGGCUCGUUCAGGCCAGGAUAUAAGGGACUUUCUGCUUGAGUACAGGUUCAAUUAGAGAGAUCCCCAAUUGCUUUAACCCCCAGAUAAAGACAACCUAUGUUAUUUCCAAGAUACUGUGUUCCAUCUUUACUUGCCACUGGUACAAGUACUGCAGUUUGGUUUGUACACUUAAAACUAUAGGAUAAUACACAUAACUGUGUUGCAUGGAAAGGAUUCAAAACACACUUUACUCAAAAUUAAAAGUACUGUGUUCCUUUAGACCACUGUGUUAGCAAAGUAACCCAAUGGCCAUAGCAAGCGUGAGGCGUGAGGGAGGCAGACAUGUUAGGAUCACAACAAAAUGGUGGUUUUGUCUUUAUAAACCUAUAACUAUGGAACUGUGGGAUACCACAGGAAGUAGACUAUGCUUUGCAGUCUGUGAUUUGACACUAAUAAUUGUUUUUUUUUGGCUACUAGUGGGACAGAAUUGCAGCAACUUUUAGAAACCAUUGCAAAAACAAAUUAAACAUUUUGUUACAAACA
Molecule: messenger RNA, 1456 nt
Organism: Bombina bombina (fire-bellied toad)
Lineage: Eukaryota; Metazoa; Chordata; Amphibia; Anura; Bombinatoridae
Gene: TMEM167B
Product: transmembrane protein 167B
Exons: 4
Coding region: 262-486 (74 amino acids)
Source: RefSeq, a predicted model, not a curated record